This is a messenger RNA of Cephus cinctus (wheat stem sawfly), 1286 nucleotides long. RefSeq names its product omega-conotoxin-like protein 1. Lineage: Eukaryota; Metazoa; Arthropoda; Insecta; Hymenoptera; Cephidae. The transcript has 3 exons. The record is from RefSeq and is a predicted model, not a curated record. Bases 196 to 447 code for a protein of 83 amino acids.
GUAUCUAUACGCAAGGUUAACACUUGAUCGUAUAGCUGUGGAGGACUGCACGUAUAAGUAGGUCGUGAUCCAUCCUAGAAGCCAAUCGAAGUCGAGCCGUGGAGAAGUUCAGACGUUUUCAAAGCAGCGACAAUUCCCGAGACGGAUUAAUCCCAAACUAAAACUAACCUCAAUACAAUAUUCAGAAACGACAAGAUGACGACAAAGCUUGUUCUCUUCCUAUGCGUGGCUCUGCUGGUCGUGGGCGUUAUCAAUGCGGCUCCUGAUAAAUCCAAUUGCGGUCGACACGGUGACCCCUGCCGCGAGAACAGAGAGUGCUGCUCCAAUUUAUGGUGUCACAGCUAUGCCGGGCAUUGCGUCAGCAAACAGGGUUCUGUCGGGAAGAAACCCCUGAAGGAAAAGGAGCGGCCUAAAGACAGCGUGGAUCAUCGGCGAAAGAUUGAUUAAAAUUUGGAAAAAAAAAAAACAUUUUCAGUAGACAUAGAUAUAGUAUUAUUUGGCAGCUAUAAGCAUGGUUAAGAUAUCAAGGUGUUGCAUAUGGGAAAAUUAUUUAAUCAUUUGCUACCCUAUAAUGCACGCUAUUACGCAAUCACGAUUUCCUUAUGGGAUAUAGUCAUACAUUACAUUUAUCCAUACGAGCCAUUUCCAAAAGUCCUGUAUGAUUAUAGAUAGACUGGAGAUAUUUUUGAAAAGAAAUUGGUUGAUUCAAGAAUUUAAUUAUUUUCAUUUUAAUCGACAGUCAUUAAAUGGCUUGUAUUUUAUUAGUAUUAUCAUGGAUCAUAUGCGUGAAUCAUAUUUCAAGUAUUUCAAUAAAAUUAAUUUUAAUUAUGAUUAAUAAUCAAUUUCAACGAUCACGGGUCUUUUAUUAAUACAUGACAAUAGUAUUAAUGGCUGGUUCGCAAUAUAAAAUACAUAAUGAAGAUUAAAGAAUGUGACUGUUACUAUAAAUAUAAUAAAUCUAGUAGAAGAUCGCAAGGCGUCCACGUCUGUUCAGACGUUGCGACGCUGCGUGUGUAUCUAUACGUUUCUGUCCAUUAGCAGGACGAGUAGCGAUCUGGAAAUCCCAAAAUGAUAACGCCAUGACGUUCUUAUCGCGUGCCGGGAAAUAUCAACGCGAUUUCACUUCGCAAUUAAACCGCACGUUCAUGAAACGACAAAUGCGUAACACUAGCACGAAAAAUUGCAGAAUAUGAAAUUUCGUAAUUUUCUCAAGACAUUAUGUUAGUUCUCACCGGAACUUUUUUUCGAAGUCAAUACAGCAUACGAAUAAAAAUUAAAAAUUUGCA